GGGCAAAGAAAGACCCGAUAAGAAAACGGGGUCUGAAUUCUGAACUACCAACUAAUCCUCACACUCUGCACCUUCAACUUCCACUAUACGACGGAUAAGAGCUUAUGAAGUGGAUAGUUGUAUUGUAAACUCUGUUUCUGUGUGCUGUCAAAGUGCAACAAAAUAUAGGUGUUGUUAAAAAUCUCUCUGCUCAUUUGUAUGGCAAUGGUGAUCUCUUCUGUGCAUGCCACACUUUUUGCCAGGACCUCUCUCUUUCGCCAAAGUAAUGGCCUAAGAAGCUUAACAUUUUGUUUACCUUUCUCAUCUUCUGCUGCUUCUGUCUCUGCUGAUAACCUGUCUCGGAAGAAAUGGAAGCAGCCAGUUUUGUCAGUGUUGGAUCUUGGUGGAGUCAAGAUUAGGAGAGAAGAUGUGAUGAGAGAUGAUCCUACAAAUAAUGUUCCGGACAAUAUAUUUUCAAAACUUGGAGUGCAGCUUCACAGGAGGGAUCAACAUCCACUUGGGAUACUGAAGAAUACAAUAUAUGAAUAUUUUGACACAAAUUAUUCAAAUAAGUUCAAUAAGUUUGAUGAUCUUUGUCCUAUUGUUUCAGUGAAGCAGAAUUUUGAUGAUGUCUUGGUUCCAGAAGACCAUGUGAGUAGGAGCUAUAAUGAUACAUACUACAUAGACCCUCAAACUGUUUUAAGGUGCCACACAAGUGCUCAUCAGGCAGAACUAUUGAGAAGAGGAUACACCCAUUUCCUUGUUACAGGAGAUGUUUACCGUAGAGAUUCAAUUGAUUCAACUCAUUAUCCUGUAUUCCAUCAGAUGGAAGGCUUUCGGGUUUUUGUUCCUGACGAAUGGGAGGCAUCCGGAAUGGAUGCCACAUCAUUUGCAGCAGCAGACUUAAAGAAAUGCCUUGAGGGUCUAGCACGCCAUUUAUUUGGUGCCGUGGAAAUGCGCUGGGUGGAUACCUAUUUCCCAUUUACUAAUCCAUCAUUUGAACUUGAAAUAUAUUUCAAGGAAAAGUGGUUGGAGGUUUUGGGGUGUGGAGUGACAGAGCAAGAGAUUCUGAAAAGAAAUGGUAAAGCUAAUAAUGUUGCUUGGGCUUUUGGCCUAGGGUUGGAGAGGCUAGCUAUGGUUCUAUUUGACAUACCGGAUAUUCGUCUCUUUUGGACAAAUGAUGAGCGAUUUACCUCCCAGUUCUCCAAGGGCCUGCUGGGAGUCAAAUUUAAGCCAUUUUCAAAGUAUCCUCCUUGUUACAAGGACAUCAGCUUCUGGAUCAGUGAAUCAUUUACUGAAAAUAAUCUGUGUGAAGUUGUCAGAGGAAUAGCCGGCGAUCUUGUAGAAGAGGUUCAAUUAAUAGACAAUUUCACCAACAAGAAGGGAAUGACCAGCCACUGCUAUAGGAUUGCAUAUAGGUCUAUGGAACGAUCUCUAACUGAUGAUGAAAUUAACGAUCUGCAGUGGAAAGUAAGAGAACAGGUACAGAACAAAUUGAAUGUUGUCAUAAGAUGAGCUUUAAUGUGCUUAAAACUAUACAGCUUUGCUGUGUUUGUUCUCAAUUUUGUUUAUGUACAGAUGUUUUACCUCAGCAACUGAAUGAUGCUGUAGACAUGCAUUAUUUAAUUUCUGCAUAGUGAAUAUACACUACAUAGCUAGCCAUGGCUAUCCUUAUCCCAACAGGAAUCUGGAUCCUCUCAUUUUUCUUAAGAAUAUAAUAUUGUCCUGUUAUGGGGAAAAAAAUGCUUUUAGUGUAAAAUUGGUGAACCCUUAGAUAUGUAAUGAUAGGUACCUCAACAAUAAAAUUUGUGGUUUUUCUGUUUCAUAACAGAGCACUGAUAUGAUCUUGAGGAAAAUGAAAGAGUCCUCAUCUGCGGAACAAAUGGCUUGUGGACGAUUGUUUAC
Gastrolobium bilobum is the source of this 1884-nucleotide messenger RNA. Its product is annotated as phenylalanine--tRNA ligase, chloroplastic/mitochondrial. The record is from RefSeq and is a predicted model, not a curated record. NCBI's taxonomy places the organism in Eukaryota, Viridiplantae, Streptophyta, Magnoliopsida, Fabales, Fabaceae. Gene Ontology annotation, cellular component: mitochondrion; cytoplasm. Gene Ontology annotation, molecular function: ATP binding; phenylalanine-tRNA ligase activity; tRNA binding. Bases 199 to 1494 code for a protein of 431 amino acids. The transcript is spliced from 11 exons. Gene Ontology annotation, biological process: phenylalanyl-tRNA aminoacylation.